Morus notabilis is the source of this 1392-nucleotide messenger RNA. Its product is annotated as serine/threonine-protein kinase 16. Lineage: Eukaryota; Viridiplantae; Streptophyta; Magnoliopsida; Rosales; Moraceae. The record is from RefSeq and is a predicted model, not a curated record. Gene Ontology annotation, cellular component: cytoplasm. Gene Ontology annotation, biological process: protein phosphorylation. Bases 337 to 1374 code for a protein of 345 amino acids. Gene Ontology annotation, molecular function: protein serine/threonine kinase activity; ATP binding. The transcript is spliced from 6 exons.
GGCAAAUUGAGCGUUACCUUCCCAAAAUUCAGGAGGCGAUGCAUGUAAAAGUGAGUCUGUCGAAAGCACUCCACAUCCAUGUGUUUGGUUGACAUUUUGAGAGAUCCAAUGACCCAAAAACAAUUUCUCUCUUUUUCCCUCUUAACAAAAUAGAUCCAACCAAACAGUACCCAAAAAAAAAAAAACCAAUAAUAACAUAAUCACACUCAAGCUCUCGAAAAUUGACGCAUGAAAUCAGGUCUUCAAAAAAUCCCCCAUUUUUUGAAAACCUGAUUUCGUGUCUUCCAUAACCAUUCCUUCGUUCUUGUAGAAGAAGAAGAAGAAGAAAGGGGAAAGAUGGGGUGCUCGUUUUCAGGGUUGAAUGCUCUGUACGACGCCGUUAAUGGCGGAGGAGACGUUUGGAUCAACGAGAACCGCUUCAGGAUCAUCAGGCAGCUCGGAGAAGGUGGAUUCGCCUAUGUCUUUUUGGUCAAAGAGGUCGUCACCGACACUUCCGCUAAUGGUGGUGGUCUCGCCAAGAAAGUCAAGGACUCUUCUCAUCUCUCUGAUGAUGGGACUUAUGCUAUGAAAAAGGUUCUGAUUCAGAAUAGUGAGCAGUUGGAGUUGGUCAGGGAGGAGAUCCAUGUUUCAUCCCUGUUCUGCCAUCCGAAUCUGCUUCCACUUCUUGAUCAUGCCAUUAUUGCUGUCAAGGCUACACAAGAAGGAUCUUGGAAGCAUGAAGCGUACUUGUUAUUUCCAGUUCAUUUGGAUGGAACAUUGUUGGACAAUGCCAAAACUAUGAAAGCUAAAAAGGAGUUCUUCUCUACCUCAGAUGUUCUUCAUAUUUUCCGGCAGCUUUGUGCAGGACUGAAGCACAUGCACAAUUUAGAUCCACCAUAUGCACAUAACGAUGUCAAGCCUGGUAAUGUCCUUAUAACUCAUAGAAAAGGACAACCACCACUUGCCAUACUGAUGGAUUUUGGCAGCACUCGACCUGCAAGGAAGCAGAUCCGCUCCCGCUCUGAGGCUCUACAAUUGCAGGAAUGGGCAUCCGAGCAUUGUUCAGCACCUUUCCGAGCUCCUGAGUUGUGGGACUGUCCAAGCCAGGCAGAUAUUGAUGAGAGAACUGAUAUUUGGUCGUUAGGAUGCACCUUAUAUGCAAUAAUGUAUGGAGUAUCUCCAUUUGAGUAUGCCCUUGGCGAAUCUGGAGGAAGCCUACAAUUGGCCAUUAUCAAUGCCCAGGUGAAGUGGCCGGCAACCGGACCUAAUCCUCCAUAUCCAGAAGCUCUUCACCAGUUUGUGACAUGGAUGCUUCAACCUCAGGCUGCAGUUCGCCCUCGUAUCAAUGAUAUCAUAAUCCAUGUCGAUAAGUUGAUCUCAAAGUACUCUCAUUGAGAUUAAUAUACAACCAAA